Microplitis demolitor is the source of this 3887-nucleotide messenger RNA. RefSeq names its product ubiquitin carboxyl-terminal hydrolase 36 (gene scny). Bases 689 to 3544 code for a protein of 951 amino acids. Lineage: Eukaryota; Metazoa; Arthropoda; Insecta; Hymenoptera; Braconidae. Gene Ontology annotation, cellular component: nucleus; cytosol. Gene Ontology annotation, biological process: protein deubiquitination; regulation of apoptotic process. Gene Ontology annotation, molecular function: cysteine-type deubiquitinase activity; cysteine-type endopeptidase activity. The transcript has 6 exons. The record is from RefSeq and is a predicted model, not a curated record.
CUGUGGGGGCUGUAGGGCACCAGCAAACCACACGAUCCACACGAUGCACACGAUAUCACACAAAGCCGGAUAAGGAAAAUGGCCGCCAUCAGCUAUCAGUCGUGAUCAGUCGCCAGGUCGCCAUCAUUCUAUAGCGCUUAUUAGAGCCUCAUUUUUUUUUCAUAAAUAAAUUUUUCGUUUUAGUAAUAUACAUAUAUACAUAUACAUGAAAAAGAAAAAAAAAGUGUUGUUGUGUAGUAUAUAAAAAAUAUUAGAUAAAGUGUAUUAUUGUGUUAAUAAUAGUUGUAAAGGGUGUAUGUUGCCGACUGACGGCAUAAAUUCCCGCUCCAAGUCACGCUGCUACAUGAUUUUAUUAUAUUGCAAUAUUAUAUGAUAUGAUAAUGGUCUACUCCGUGUGCUUCGUGUGCUCCGUGUGCUAAGGCCGCCAAGACCGACACUCAACGACACGCGCCCAAUUUUUUUAUUUUUAUAUUUUAUAUUCUAUCUGUCCGGUUUUUAUUUUUAUUAUUUUUUUUAUAAAUUUAUUGAUGAUAAAGUUUAUAGUACUAUAAUAAUUAAAUGAUUAAAUAAACUUUUAAUUAAAAAAUUAUGGGUAAUUUAAUGAUUGCAGCUAUUGAAUUUAAGAUUGAGAUAUUGAAUAUAUUUAAAAUAUAAAUAAUAAAAUUAAGUAAGGUAGAUAAAAUAAGGCAUGCCUGCUGUGAGCGUAUGUGAUCCGGUAGCGGCAGCACUCCGACAUUCAUUGGAGGCUGGUCAAUCAAAGUCCUCCACAGAGGAUAUAACUAUUUCACUAACUACCGGAGCAUCAAGAAUUUUACAAACUGAAAUAAAAUAUGAAGAAACGGAUGAUUAUCAAUCAACAGUUUUGGAUAAACUUAAAUCCAAAUAUAUUGUAUUAAAUCUUCCAAAUAAUACAAAUUAUAAUCAAUCGGAUAACAACAAUAAUACAGGAAUUAUUUGUCGUAAAAAAAACGAACAAAAUAAAAUGAUAAGGCCUUCAUUACCAGAACCAAAAAUAACACUAUAUAAACCACAACAUGUCAACUUGGGUUGGAAUAAAUCAUUUCCAGUAGGUGCUGGAUUAAUAAAUGUUGGAAAUACAUGUUAUUUAAACAGUACUUUACAAGCAUUAUUUCACGUACCGGCACUUGUUAAUUGGUUACUCACAGACAAUCAUCAUAAUUCAAAAUGUGAACAAAAUGAAGGUGGUGGAGAAUGUCUUACCUGUGCAAUGGCAAAAACACUUCAAUUUAGCCAUGAAAAAUCUGGCAAUGCUAUUAAACCAUUCUACAUAUAUAAUAAAUUAAAGUUAAUUUGUCGGACAAUGGUACCAGGACAACAAGAAGAUGCCCAUGAAUUUUUACGUUAUUUACUUGAGGGAAUGGAACGAGCUUAUCUCCAUCGCUGUAAAGCAACUAAAUUAGAUAAUUAUUCAAAAGAAACAACGCCUAUAAAUCAAAUAUUUGGUGGUUAUAUUCGUACUGAAGUUAAGUGUCUUAAAUGCCAACAUGUUUCAACGACUUUUCAACAUUUUCAAGAUUUAUUGGUAGAUAUUCGUAAAGCAAAUUCACUAGAUGAAGCAUUAACAAGUUAUUUUAGCCGUGAAGAGUUGGAUAAUAAUGAUUAUAAAUGUGAAGCAUGUAAAAAACGUGUUCCAGCAACAAAACAAUUUAGCUUGGAGCAACCACCAAAAGUACUUUGCGUUCAAUUAAAACGUUUUAGUGUACUUGGUAAUAAAAUAUCGCGUCACAUAGGAUUUAAACAAAAUAUAAAUAUGGGGCCGUAUUUAUGGCGAGAACCCGGUGAACCUCCAAGAAAGCUUAACUAUAAAUUAAUGUCAAUUAUAACUCAUAUGGGACCAUCUGUAGGAUGUGGACAUUAUACAGCUGUUGCACAAGUAUCCUCUGGUCAAUAUUAUUCAUUUGAUGAUUCCUGUGUACGUUCGAUAAAUAUUUCAAAUGUAUUAAAUACAAAUGCUUAUAUUAUGAUUUUUGAAAUGGAAUCGCCAUCUAUUAAUAAUCAACUGCCACAAUCUAUAAAACAAAAUGGUUUAUCAAAUAUUAAAACAAUUUCAAAUGGUUGUUCAUUUAAAUCAUCAAGUCCUAAACCUUCAACUUCAGGACUAGUUGCUGCUACUACUACUAAUGGAUUUGUAAAAUCUAAUGGUUCUUGUAAUAAAAUUCGUAAUUCUGAUUCUCCUUCUUCUUCUUCUUCUUCUUCUUCUUCUUCAUCUUCAUCUUCAUCAUCACCUUCACCUUUAAUAAUUGGACCUCAACUGCCCUCAUCUAAAUUUACAAUUGAACAACAACAAAAUAAUAAUUCUCAAACUGCUCAACAACAUAAAAAUUAUAAUUUUAUUGGACCACUAUUGCCACAAAAAUUUUCAUCAGACAAGACCCAACCCAGACUUGUUAUGCAUAUUAAAAAUGGAAAAGUAUUUAAUGGAAAUAAUAAUAAUAAUAACAACAACAACAACAACAACAACAACAACAACAACAACAAUAGUUUGGUGCCGUACGAUGGCUCAAGUGACGAAGAAGAAAAUAUUACAUUAAACUCCUCCAAAAAUAAUAAUAAUUCUUCCACUAUUAAAUCUUCAACGAGUAUUUCUAAUGGUGUAUCCAAAUCUUAUAAUAAAGAUUCAACAAUAGAUAUAAAUAAUAAAUCACCAACAAUAGUUACCAAAACAGAAAUGAAAACUAUUAAAUCUAUCAAUACGAUUUCACAAAAAUCUAUACCAACACCUAGUUCUGCAUCAAAUGGAUCAUCAAGCAAUAAUAAUAAUAAUAAUAGUAAUAAUAAUAAUUCUGCUGGCCAGAAACAACAAAAUGGUAAAUUUGAAAAUAAUAACAAUAGUAAUAAUAAUAAUAAUAACAGCAACAAAUUAUCUGAAACAAAUGGCAAAGAUAAAUGGCAUCAACCUAUUCGAAUAAAAACAAGUAGCAGUUUAGAUGAUAAAAUUCAAACAAAAGCUGCAAGUAGUAUAAGUGGUUGGGAAGUUUCAAAAGAUGCUCCUUCUCCAACUUCAGCAGCUACACCGAACGGUUGGUCUGUCACUGAUAACAACAAAGAAGAAAAUAAAAAGUCAAAUCAUACAACAACUAUAAGUUCGACACCAAGCGCUGCAGCACCACGUAAUUUCAAUGGAACAAAUCGUUCUGAUACAGUAUCACAUUUGUAUAAAAUGUCACAUCGUGGAUAUGGAUCUAAUUCAGUUACAAGUUGGAAUGGUAGCAGAGCACAUAUGGAUCGUGAAGUAGAUAAUGAACGACGCGAAGAACGUAAACGUCAUUUUAAUCCUGAUGAUGAAGAAAUGGAUCGAGGAAGAAUGAAAAAAAUUAAAAGUCACCGAGACUAUGAAAGUCGCUCAAAUCCAGGAUACAAUCCUUUUCAAGAAUAUCAGAAUGGAAAAUCUUGGAAUCGAUCAAACGGUGGUGGAAAUUAUCGACGAUACUAUAAUACUUCCAGUCAUAGUCGACAGAGUCAUGGAAAUUAUAGACAUCAUAGAUACCAUAAUAAUCAUCGUGAUCACUAUCAUCGUAGGUAGAAUGCAUUAUAUUAACGAUUAAUUAUAUUAAAAUUUAAUUAAUUUGAUGUUAUUGAAUAGCCUUUGAGGCGCAAGCAAUAUUAUUGCUGAAUAUUUACAACAAAAGGACAUGCAUUGCAUUUUACAAGCAUUAGGCAUAUUUUUAGUAGUUAUGAAAAUAGAAUAUAUAAAUUUAAUUUAAGGAGAUUGUGGUAAUUUAAAUAAUUUAAAUGGAGGAAAACGAGUUCCAUAACAUACAAUUAUUAUUAUUAUUAUUCUCAACAAAAAUAAUACUGUUUUAUUAAAUACGCUCAGUUUACAUGUAAGAGUUACUAUAAUUAAAUAAAAUUUAAAACCAAAGUUU